AUUAUAACCUAUAUCUUGGAUCUUGACUCGAAGCACCUCGAAGCGAGAUCAAAUCUGUGCCCCUUCAAAAAGGCAAUUCAAAAUUUAAUACAUAAUUAUUAUACCCAUAUAGUACAGCCAUGGUUGAGCAACAGCGACAAAGAAUAGAACAAGAAAUGACCAAAAUGAUAAAUGAACUAGAUCUAGAGUACUUACGGAAAAUGCAAGCAGACAUGCAUAGGUGUGCAGCAAGAUGUUGUGAUAACAGAGAUGUGUCUUUAGAAAGAGUCCAGUCAUGUGUAGAGAACUGCUCAGUUAAAAUAAACUGGGCGCAAUCCUAUGUUCAAGGAGAACUACAACAGUUACAGAAUAAAUUGCAGAGAUGUGUCAUGGACUGCAAUGAUGAUGUUAGGGUCAAAAUGGGACCAAACCCUAAUGAAUCAGAGGUUGAGAGGUUCACUGCCAUUUUCGAAAAAUGUGCUACAAAAUGUGUAGACAAACAAAUUGAAUAUGUACCUUCAUUACUGAAGAGAAUGAAAACGGAUUUAUCAAGAGAACACCAAAAUUCAUAACAAAACACCACUAACAUACUUUUUAUUGUAGUACAUUUUUCAUUAAUACUUUUAUGAAUAAAUUAUAUCCAAUGUUCA
Molecule: messenger RNA, 629 nt
Organism: Phaedon cochleariae (mustard beetle)
Lineage: Eukaryota; Metazoa; Arthropoda; Insecta; Coleoptera; Chrysomelidae
Source: the annotation of a GenBank genome assembly